AUGAGCAAAAACAAAACACACUACGAAGUGUUAAAGGUGAAUUCUGCAGUACAAUUGCCCGAACUGAAACUGAGGUAUAAAGAAUUACUACUCAAUACGCAUCCCGAUAAGCUAGGAUCAGCACAGGAUUCAGAAAGCGUAUGGCGCGAUAGGAAAGUAACCAUAAAUCAUAUACAGGAGGCGUACAAAGUGCUGUCGGAUGCAACGUUAAAAGCUGAAUAUGACAAAUCUCUGCUGGACAACGCCAAGAAAAAUGGAGUCUACAAGUUCGGGGAAGGUGUAGACGAAGUCUCACUGGAUAAGUUUGGUUUUGACGAGAAGGAUGAAGGGUACAUACUGAACUGUCCCAGAUGUCAAGUGCACGAUGGGUUCAAGUUGACCGAUGAUCUGUUAGAGGAGUACGCUGUGGAAGCAGAGGGAAGAACGGACGGCAUGUUCCAAGUUUUGACGCAAUGCACAGCGUGUAGUCUAUGGUUGAAGGUGAAUUUCUAUGAGGCACCAGAAGUGGAUGGAGAUCUUGAGAACGAAACAGACGUUCACGGUACGAUACCUCAGUAG
Molecule: messenger RNA, 558 nt
Organism: Huiozyma naganishii CBS 8797
Lineage: Eukaryota; Fungi; Ascomycota; Saccharomycetes; Saccharomycetales; Saccharomycetaceae
Gene: JJJ3
Product: Jjj3p
Exons: 1
Coding region: 1-558 (185 amino acids)
Biological process (GO): positive regulation of ATP-dependent activity
Molecular function (GO): ferrous iron binding; ATPase activator activity
Source: RefSeq, a predicted model, not a curated record